UUCGUCCGCAGUUUGUCCCGCAAAAUGUCUGUUUCUCCGCCGUUUUGCGGCGGCCAGACUGUCGGUGGUUCAGCGGUGCAGCCGAGAACGGCGGAGAAACUCACUUCGGCUUCGAGACCGUUUCCGAGACGGAGAAGGCAAGCAAAGUCUAUAAGGUCUUUGAAAACGUGGCUCAGAAGUCUGACGUCAUGAACGACGCCAUGAGUCUGGGGAUCCACCGCCUGUGGAAGGACGCGCUGCUGCACGUCAUGCACCCGCAGCCCGGUGCUCGCCUGCUGGACGUGGCGGGGGGGACGGGUGACAUCGCUUUCCGGUUCCUGGAGUACGUUCGUUCUCAGCAGGAGAGGCAGCAGAGGCGGGCGGUGUCGUUGCGACAGACACCGUUGUGGCGGGACGUUUCUGACAGAUAUCCGGAUGGGGGCGGAGCUCCAGAGUCUGCAGUUGUGGUCUGUGACAUCAACAAGGAGAUGCUGAAAGUGGGCAGACAGCGGGCCGACAGCAGAGGGGUCACGACAGGUCUGUCCUGGGUGGUUGGAGAUGCAGAGGAGCUGCUCUUCAACGAUGACCAGUUUGUUCUUUACACCAUCGCAUUCGGCAUUUGGAACGUCACUCACAUAGAUCAGGUUCAAAGCUGCCUGACCCAGCAUGCUACGGCCACACUCGGUUCCAUUUGGUAUUUGGUACCCGAUCGGUACCACAGAGACCGGAUGAUGAAGCAGCAGCAGUCUGAACAGGUGGAGAUCUUCCUGAGAGCCAAAGCCAUCACCAGCCUUUUCUCCUGGACUGGAGCUCAGUCCAGAACAUUGUGGUUUCUGCAUCUAUAACUGCAGUCGUCUGCCCUCUGGUGGCAGAUCGGUGUACUACACCCAGGUGGAUGGAGAGGAUUUUCAAGGAUUUUCUUAUUAUCAAUAACAAUAAAAUCCUUUUAGAUUUGUUAUAUUCA
Messenger RNA from Oryzias melastigma (Indian medaka), 943 nucleotides. Its product is annotated as 2-methoxy-6-polyprenyl-1,4-benzoquinol methylase, mitochondrial. Gene Ontology annotation, molecular function: methyltransferase activity; structural constituent of ribosome. NCBI's taxonomy places the organism in Eukaryota, Metazoa, Chordata, Actinopteri, Beloniformes, Adrianichthyidae. Gene Ontology annotation, cellular component: ribosome; mitochondrion. The record is from RefSeq and is a predicted model, not a curated record. The transcript is spliced from 5 exons. Gene Ontology annotation, biological process: ubiquinone biosynthetic process; translation. The coding region runs from base 189 to 824 and encodes 211 amino acids.